GCUCGGCUGCUCCAUCUGCCAGGAGAAAAGCUGAGGCCCGGCCGAGGUCGCCAGUGAAGUCUGGGAGGAGACCCCGACACCGGCUUCUUGGUUAAAUGUUGUACACUCAGACCCAGCUCAGACAGUCCCUCCCCAGGGGCCGGCCUGCUACAGAAAUGACCCUGGCUUGGCCCAGGGGGCCACUUUCUCACGCUCCUCGCUUCGGGGCCUGUCACAGCCGGAUAAAUGGUCUCUCUAUACUUACGAACCUCGUGUUUGCCCAGCUUUCCCGAAGAAUGGGGCAAAAAAAGCAGCGACUGUUGGAGGCACGACGGCGUCAGAGCCUAACAGACGGAGCCCAGAUGCCUUCCACCAUGGAGCCCUGCUUGGGGCCGCCUGCAACCCUGGGACCCCAGCGCAGCAUCUAUUUUUCAAGCCCCAAAAGCCACUCUGCACAACUGGGAUCUGAGUUUUUUGACCAGCCUGCAGUCCCUCUGGCACGGGCAUUUCUGGGACAGGUCUUGGUUCGGCGACUUGAUGAUGGCACAGAGCUCCGCGGCCGCAUUGUGGAGACGGAGGCAUACUUGGGGCCCGAGGAUGCAGCUGCUCAUUCGAGGGGUGGCCGGCAGACCCCCCGCAACCGUGGCAUGUUCAUGAAGCCAGGAACCCUGUACGUGUACAUCAUCUAUGGCAUGUACUUCUGCAUGAACGUCUCCAGCCGAGGGGAUGGGGCAUGCGUCCUGCUGCGAGCGCUGGAGCCCCUGGGGGGCCUGGAGACCAUGCGGCAGCUUCGCAGCACCCUCCGCAAGGGCGCCGCGGGCCGAGCCCUCAGAGACCGUGAGCUGUGCAGCGGCCCCUCCAAGCUAUGCCAGGCCAUGGCCAUCGACAAGAGCUUCGACCAGCGGGACCUGGCCAAGGACGAGGCUGUGUGGCUGGAGCGCAGCCCCCCGGGCUCCAGGGAGCCGGCUGUGGUGGCAGCAGCCCGAGUGGGCAUUGGCCAAGCAGGAGAGUGGGCCCAGAAGCCCCUGCGCUUCUACGUCCAGGGCAGCCCCUGGGUCAGUGUGGUAGACCGAGCGGCCGAACAGAACUCACAGGCCUGCUCGGACAAGGCUUUUUAAUUGUUCAAAGACCAAAUAAAUGCUUUAUGUCUGGGAAA
Messenger RNA from Panthera uncia (snow leopard), 1135 nucleotides. It is a transcript of the gene MPG, whose product is annotated as N-methylpurine DNA glycosylase. The transcript is spliced from 4 exons. NCBI's taxonomy places the organism in Eukaryota, Metazoa, Chordata, Mammalia, Carnivora, Felidae. Bases 96 to 1097 code for a protein of 333 amino acids. The record is from RefSeq and is a predicted model, not a curated record. Gene Ontology annotation, biological process: base-excision repair. Gene Ontology annotation, molecular function: alkylbase DNA N-glycosylase activity; DNA binding.